Cornus florida is the source of this 1637-nucleotide messenger RNA. Its product is annotated as serine carboxypeptidase-like 31. Gene Ontology annotation, cellular component: vacuole. Gene Ontology annotation, molecular function: serine-type carboxypeptidase activity. The coding region runs from base 27 to 1466 and encodes 479 amino acids. NCBI's taxonomy places the organism in Eukaryota, Viridiplantae, Streptophyta, Magnoliopsida, Cornales, Cornaceae. The record is from RefSeq and is a predicted model, not a curated record. The transcript is spliced from 10 exons. Gene Ontology annotation, biological process: proteolysis.
UCUCUAAAUUGGCCUUUUGUUCCUUAAUGGAUUUUGUAUUAAGAGUGAUGUCCUUCCUUACUCUAGCUCUCAUUUCUUUAUUAUCUGUAAUAACUACAGCAGGUGCCAGACAUGGGCAAUGGUCUAAUGAUAAAAAAUUGAGCACAUGGGGAACUGAGGAUCUUGUGACCAACUUGCCUGGCCAGCCCAAGGUAGAUUUCCGCCAUUAUUCUGGGUAUGUUACGGUGAAUGAAAAGAAUGGAAGAGCACUUUUCUACUGGUUCUACGAAGCCUCAACUCUCCCUGAUGAGAAACCUUUGGUGCUGUGGCUUAAUGGAGGUCCCGGGUGUUCUUCUGUGGGAUAUGGAGCAACACAAGAGAUUGGACCUUUUAUCAUAGACACAGAUGGACAUGCCCUUAAAGUUAAUCCUUACGCAUGGAAUAGAGAAGCCAACAUGUUAUUCCUGGAAUCUCCAGUUGGAGUUGGCUUUUCAUACUCAAAUACAACUAGUGAUUAUGAUAACCUUGGAGAUGACUUUACAGCAAAUGAUGCUUAUACUUUUCUGCACAAGUGGUUUGUCAAGUUCCCAUCAUAUAGAACACGAAUCUUCUAUAUUGCAGGGGAGAGCUAUGCAGGAAAAUAUGUUCCGGAAUUGGCUGAACUCAUCCAUGACAAGAACAAGGAUCCUUCCCUAUAUAUUGAUCUGAGGGGCAUAUUGCUGGGUAAUCCUGAAACAUGCGAUGCUGAGGACUGGAGAGGUAUGGUGGAUUAUGCUUGGAGCCAUGCUGUUGUAUCAGAUGAAACUCACAAAACUAUCAGAGAAUCAUGUGAUUUCAACCGCAAUGAUACAUGGAGUAAUGAAGAUUGUUAUCAAGCCGUGGAUGAAGUACUCCGACAGUAUAAGGAGAUUGAUAUCUAUAGCCUCUAUACCUCAGUUUGCAUCGGCAAUUCGACAGCUUCAGACGGGAAAUCACCGCAAAUGAUGUUUAGGAGCACAUCUAAGAUGAUGCCGAGGAUCAUGGGUGGUUAUGACCCAUGCCUUGAUGGCUAUGCAAAAACUUACUACAACAGGCCUGAUGUUCAGAAGGCACUCCAUGUAAGCGAUGGUCACCGCCUAAAGAACUGGAUCAUCUGCAACAUGAAUAUAUUUGAUCAUUGGUUAGAUUCAAAGGAAUCUGUUCUUCCAAUAUACAAGAAGCUUAUUGCUGCGGGGCUUAGAAUAUGGGUCUACAGUGGAGACACAGACGGAAGGGUUCCUGUUUUGUCCACAAGAUACAGCUUAACCUCUCUGGGAUUGCCCAUCACUAGGGCAUGGAGGCCCUGGUACCACCAAAAACAGGUUGGGGGUUGGCUUCAAGAGUACGAGGGGCUUACAUUUGCAACAUUUAGAGGAGCUGGCCAUGCAGUGCCCAUCUUCAAACCGAGCGAGUCACUUGCAUUUUUCACAUCCUUUCUUCUCGGGGAAUCUCCCCCUUUUGAACGAUGAAAUCAACUCUUAAUGAGUUGUUUGAGUACUUCUGCAAAAGAUUUUGCUAACGGUUACUAGGUUUGAUAUAGUUUGCUACAUGUAGCAGAAAACAGCUGAUAUAAAAAUAUAUCAGAUAUGUGAGUGGUUUCCCCACACUGUAUUUGAUAAAUAAACAUCUCCCUUUUAAUC